AUGACGGAGGCUAUCGAUGCCCAUGUCCUCAAGAAGUACGAAAUUCAGCAGAAGCUCGGCAAAGGGGCCUACGGGAUCGUGUGGCGCGCCGUGGACAAGCGUACGGGUGACGUGGUGGCCCUGAAAAAGAUCUUCGACGCCUUUCAGAACGCCACGGAUGCACAGAGGACAUUCAGGGAGAUCAUGUUCCUCCAGGAGCUGAGCAACCACGAGAACAUCAUCAGGCUACUCAAUGUCCUCAAGGCUGAGAAUGAUCAGGACAUCUACCUCAUUUUUGAGUACAUGGAGACGGAUCUCCACGCCGUCAUUCGGUCAAACAUCCUGGAGGAGAUCCACAAGCAGUACAUAAUGUACCAGAUCUUCAGGUCUCUCAAGUACAUCCACUCCGCAGAGCUCCUGCACCGGGACAUCAAGGCAUGUCUCUAA
Molecule: messenger RNA, 426 nt
Organism: Auxenochlorella protothecoides
Lineage: Eukaryota; Viridiplantae; Chlorophyta; Trebouxiophyceae; Chlorellales; Chlorellaceae
Product: Extracellular signal-regulated kinase 2
Exons: 4
Coding region: 1-426 (141 amino acids)
Biological process (GO): intracellular signal transduction; protein phosphorylation
Cellular component (GO): nucleus; cytoplasm
Molecular function (GO): protein serine/threonine kinase activity; ATP binding
Source: RefSeq, a predicted model, not a curated record